Messenger RNA from Acyrthosiphon pisum (pea aphid), 1002 nucleotides. RefSeq names its product zinc finger MYM-type protein 1-like. The transcript has 4 exons. Lineage: Eukaryota; Metazoa; Arthropoda; Insecta; Hemiptera; Aphididae. Bases 1 to 1002 code for a protein of 333 amino acids. The record is from RefSeq and is a predicted model, not a curated record.
AUGUCAGUACAGCAUAUUGACGCCUGUAAAGUUCGUGUUGUAUGGGUUGAUAAUGAAACAAUUGAUAAAAUAACCGAGCGACAAUAUUCAGAAGAAGCUACAUUCUGGAGAAAAGUGUUACAUAGAAUUAUAAAAAUAAUUCUACAUCUUACUUCUGGUAACACAGCAUUGAGAGGUCAUGAACAGAAAAAUAAUAAUCCAGAACAAUUUGACGGAGAAGGUAACUUUAUGCGCACAGUGCGAUUGUUGGCGGACUGGAAAAUUCAAAAUGAAUUAAUUGACCUUCUAGCUACAAGUACUCGAAACUUAAUAUGUGAAGAAAUAAGACAUUUGCAAUGUUUUUCUAUUAUAAUGGAUUCGACUCAAGAUAUUACCAAACUUGAUCAAGUCAGUAUAGUUAUAAGGUAUGUGGUAAUAAAUCAUAAUGAAUCAAGUAUAAGCGUAAAGGAAUCGUUUUUGGGAUUUUUUGUUAUUGAAAAACACGGAGCACAAGAUUAUGAAGAAUUAAUCACAAAUAUAUUAGUGAAGCUCAAUAUUGACAUAAAUAAAUGCAGAGGACAGGGGUAUGAUGGGGCUUCUGUCAUGAGUGGCGUAUACUCCGGAGUCCAAAAAAGAAUAAAAGUUAAAGUUCCUACAGCAUCGUAUGUUCACUGUUGUGCCCAUAAUUUGAACUUAGUCAUAUCAGAUGCAGCUAAAAGCUCUCAAAAAGUUGUAUCAUUUUUUGAAACUGUUCAAGCAGUUUUAAAUUUUUUUAGUGCCAGUGCUCCUAGGUGGGCUAACUUAGCAUUUGGGAAUGACGAAAAUAGAAAAAUUAAACUGAAAGUCUUAAAAAAGGGCCUCUUCGUUAAAAGUGACACUGGGGCCCCAGUUAGCCUAGUUGCGCCGCUGCUUGUUCACCAACUUAAAGAAACAUAUGGGAGGGAAAAGGCUGAAUUUAGACGAAGAAGUGAAGAUUGUAGUGAAGGAGUACUUGCAAAAAAAGGUGGACGGAAGGUUCUAUGA